GCUCCAGUCCAGUUCCCUGGGCAGAGAAAGAGUGAAAUAAGUCUGAACCUUUCUACCAUUAAGGAGAUAACAUGGGGAGGAGGGAGUUCUGUAAGGAGGCCUGGCCUGGCCUUUUGUGGCUCCUGUAAUGCUUGGGGCCCGGAGUUCCCUUACGAGAGGAAGGCAAUGAGCUUCAUGCUUUUUCGUAAUACUAGGAGAGCUGCUCUGAAUGAGAAGAUAGGGAGGGUGAGCCUCUUUUUUGCCUCCCAUCAGGACGAAGGGCAGGAAGAUCUUACAAAUCUAGUGCCAAAGUUGCAUAAUGUGGAAGAUGAUUCGUCGGAGCGAAACUGUGUGGGUGUCUGCCUAACUCGACGGAGUUUUCAAGUCGAGCAAAGUGACUCUGAUUAACCAUGUUUGAUGUGCAAGCUGUGGAACGAUGUGGUGAUUACAUAGAACACGAUUGUACCGGCUAGAAACAUCGGGCGAAUCUGUGUGGUUACUCGGUGAGGCGCAUUGUGCAGGAUAGACUGCCUCAGUAAAUACAGCGAGUUAAAAUCAACAUUGAAUGCACUCCUCCUGUCUCCGGUUCUUGCACAUCAACCGCACGAGGCAGCCAAAAAUAUCUGUCAUCUGUCGGUAUACUACAUCUUGUAGGCCUGGCGAUUCUCCGCCAAGCACGCCAGUAGUAAUAGCAGCAGCAGCAGCAGCUUCGACGUCGAAAUCAGAUCGUUGUGGAAAGAUUCACACACUCACUCAAGCCCCACAUGAGCUCGGGCCUCAUCCUAUUUAUGUGAUUUCAUUCUUCAAAACCAUAAAGAACAGCUGCACACGGGGAACGUCAACGCCAGAUCACUCUUUUUUUAUCAAUAUUUCAUAACAAAAAUUCCCAGAAGACUCCUGCAAGUCUGCAUGUCUGCUCCUCUGCCGAAGAAUUUGACUUGAAAGAAGCCAGUGAAUGAGUGAGUGAGUUCCUGUGUGAUUGCUACAUUCAUUCAUGCUUUGCCCGCUUGUAUCCCUAAUCAAGCGAAGUGUUCAUGUGCUCGGCUAAAGAAUACGAAAGUGAAUGCACUCAAUUGUUAGGGAAAAGGUGGAAUUGGAACACUAUUCAACCCAUCAUAAACAAACAUUGUUCACUCGAUGUCGUGAUGUUCAAGCCCAAGUGUGCCGUAACAGAAAUCGACUUGUCAAGAAUGUCAUCGCCUCAACAAAAAGGAGUGUGAGAAAGCAAUAAAAAGAGAGCGAACUUGCCACCUCUACUUCGAGACCUCCAAGUGAACUCUCAUUCGAAUACUCAUUCUUUGGCGUGUUAUCCUACUAGUUUUUCGAGCCAAUUCUCAGUUACUCUAAGCUACGAGGCAUGAGAACUGUCCACCGUCUCCCGAACCCUGAAGCAGCCCGCAGGAAAUGUUUUGCCUUGGAUUCUAGCUUUGAUGGGGCAAUUUUGUAAUUUUUCAUCCCUAGGGUAUUCUUAAUUGUAUUCAUCAAUCGGCCGGCAAUGUCAACGUAAGAGCUCGAUACUAACAAACAUUCUGUGGGGCACGUCAUCAACGGCUGAUCCCGUUUUACACCACCCCAAAAAACUUCCUCCUCGUCUCCUUAGCCCAGUGAUUACCCAACAAGAACAGCAUUAUCUCGACUCGGCUUGUUCCUCCAAUGAAUCGGAGAUGAGUCAUCCGGGUGCUUCCUCUUGUACCCUCGUCUUUUAAUAUGAUGUACGUCGAUGGAGGCCUCCCUAGCCAAUCCAACCACUGAAUUUCGGCUCUAUUGCCGUGGCCCCAUCGCAGCAACAUCGGUGUUGCAAGCGCUCAAAAAAAUCUUGACCUUCCCGAGGGUCCCGCUGAAAGAGGCGAGCUGGCGAAUGUAGUCGUACUUUGGAUUUCAGGACACUCCAUCUCAAGUCUUCGGAUAGAGGCGAGCGUUUUCAACUCGUGUGCGUGUGUGUGUGUAUGUGUGUUGGGACUGGUGGAUGUGCGAGGACAACUUCAGUAGUGCCUUGAAGUUCUAACAUGUGAAUGCGGACAAAAAUGCAAAGACAACAACAGCAACGAAGACGACGACGAUGACGACGACGACGACGACCGCUAGAACCCCUCGAACUGCGACGACAAUACGUCCUAAAGAGUUCAAAGGAUCAAGAGUCAUUGGUGAAUUGGCCCAUCUGGGACGAAUGCGAGAGGAGAGUGCAGGCGAGUGCCCAUCAUCUACUUGUCUAUCCAUCCAGUCUUCAUUGUUGAUCGUCGAGUUUGCGAGUUGUAGUGAUUAGAACAUUGCCUCAAGAUUAGUUCGGACGUAUAUUCAGCCAUUUCGUACGGUCAUUUCGGCUGAAUAGAUCUACUGCAAACAACUGAGAGGCUGAGAUUCGACCUUGUACCAGAUAAGUCCACUGACACUGAUUGUAGUUCGACAGACCAUGUUGUGUGUUUGAAUUGAAACCAACAUCACGUGCUUUCUUGAAUUAUCUUGGACAUCGAAAUUAGUCAUGGAAAGUGAUAAUGACUCCAAGAGGAUUUCUCCUCUAAGAGGAGAUCUAACUCAUGAAGAAAUUGUGAAUCAAACUCGUGUUGUGUGCAACGGCUUAGGCUCAUUGCGGGAAGAUCACUACACCAUCCUCUCGAGAAUCCGAGAUGAGGUAGAAAAUCAAAGAAACACCCCUUCAAAACCACCUCCACCAAGUGAUAGAAGAACAUCGCCAACUCGUCGCUCAACAAAAAUCAACGACAAUGAAAAGGUCUUGCAGGCCCGCAUAUCUAAUGUUACCAAAUCUCUUGAGAAUUUAGAGAUCGGGAUCGAAGAGUCUCAGGUCAUGAUCCAACUUUCGGAUCAUUUCCAACGACUGGAAGCUGACCAUGUGAUGCUUCGGUUGGAGAUGAGCCGGGUACAAGAUGAGAACGACUGGCUCCGAGAAGAGCUCUCGGACACCCAAAGAAAAAUGCAACAAUACAUGUUGGAAUUGACUGAAUUGCAAGAGGAAAAGAAGAAGUGGGAAUUCGAAGAGGAGCUCAAGAACAUCGGCCAAGAGACCAACGUUCGGCCAAUUACCCCGUCCAAGAUUCCGGUUGGAUCUUGGCGAGUCGAGGAGGAGAAGGAUAUCAACCGGGCCUUAAACGGGGACCGCAAGACCUCUGAAUCCCGCUCAGCCUCGCCUGCUGUGUCUCGCAUCCCGGUGGGUGGUUGGAGGAGCAAAGUCUCCGUGUACAAAUCUGUGAUGGAAAAAGAACAGGUUCGAGUUGACCUGAAGAAGAAGUCCGAUAAGAAUACUGGGAGUGGCUCCAAGCGCCAGUACUUUAAAUUGAAUGCCAGUCGAUCGAAAAUCCCAUCCAGAUGAAAUCAGUAAAGGAGGCAUUGGUCGUGAAGAAUGGUGAACGUGAACGUGAGAGUGAAUAUGGAUGACUCAGAAAGUCUGAAACCCUAGUCAAUAGUUCUGGUCAAUAGGAAUGACUGCAAUUUCUUUAAAGAAUUUAUACCGGUAAAUGAAAGUGAAGCCGAUGCGGUUUGUGCUCAUCAUCAUCAUCAUUGCUUCCCAGGCUGAUCAAAUUCUCAUCGACUUCUCUCUCUCUCUUUCUCUCUCUGUGUCUCCACUCCACUGUCUCCGUCUUCGUUGUCUCCGCCCUCUCGCUUCAACCUCCAGAUUUCGAUUUCUUCCACGAGGAUUGAUAAUAAUAUGUUGAACUCUCAUUUUAAAUACCUGUGUGCUGUGCAAUACCUACAUACUACACUGAGCCAAAUCCAAAGUGAGGAUCGUCACUUUUCCGACACACCCUACCGGUGUUGGUUGGUUCAUGGUCUUGAUGUUCCUUUUUGUCAUGGAUUGAAGAUUCAAGCAACUGAAAGACGAUGCUGCUUCCUACUUCCUAAUUCAAACACAAUGGUGCUUCUCUAUUUGCUCGUUUUCGGCGUACUGACUUACUACAACAACAACAACAACAACUACUAUUACUACUACUACUACCACUACUACUAUAACAACAACAACAACAACUUCUAGCUUCGAUUAUCAUUAUCAUUAUUACAACAACAACAACUGAUGCUACAAUUUAUUCUAGCUCUGCAUUACCAUUGCUACAUGUUCAUCCAACAUAUCAUAGUAUGUGUUGGAAUUGAAUUUCCCUUUGUGGUCGGGCUUCCUACCAAAUUUAGGCUCUUAAGCCUCAUCUCGAUGAUGAUCAUCCUAAUGCAACAAAUCUCGUGAGGAAACCCUCAAUUCAGAAACCAUUACUACAUUCGACAUAUUGUAGAAUACGAACUCCUCGUCGACGACAUACCAACGAACCAAACGUGCGGAUGCUCGAUUUGAGUUUCCUCUAUACUUAACCUGGCAAAAAAUGCGCUACAGCCCGUUAUUAUCGGUUUUGAAACGCUAAAAUUAACAUUUCGAAAACAACUGUUCAGUUUCGAUGCUUUUUUGCCUACAGUGUGUUCUUGUCACACCUCAAGACACGAAAUCAAACUUCUCUUCUUCUCCCCAUGUAAUGUACCUUGAUCGUUCAAAGCUACCGAUAUGCCCAAGGUCGAUCUGUCAACUUUUGUGCCCAAUAAAAUGCAAGUGAAAUCUG
Molecule: messenger RNA, 4532 nt
Organism: Tigriopus californicus
Lineage: Eukaryota; Metazoa; Arthropoda; Copepoda; Harpacticoida; Harpacticidae
Product: kinesin light chain 1-like
Exons: 1
Coding region: 2459-3304 (281 amino acids)
Biological process (GO): microtubule-based movement
Cellular component (GO): cytoplasm; kinesin complex; membrane-bounded organelle
Molecular function (GO): kinesin binding
Source: RefSeq, a predicted model, not a curated record